Puntigrus tetrazona (Sumatra barb) is the source of this 1745-nucleotide messenger RNA. RefSeq lists its product as uncharacterized. The record is from RefSeq and is a predicted model, not a curated record. The transcript is spliced from 2 exons. Bases 211 to 603 code for a protein of 130 amino acids. Lineage: Eukaryota; Metazoa; Chordata; Actinopteri; Cypriniformes; Cyprinidae.
GAUGAAGUGAAGGACGGGGGAAAGCGUUAGGGGGAAAAAGAAACUAUGGGAGACUAUCGCAGGCAAAAGAACGACAAGGUAGUGUUUGGUUGAGGAACAUAACUUUGUCUGACUUGUAAAUAUUUAGUUUGAAGGAGCAGGAAAUACAAAAUUCGCUUUUAAGUCACCCGGAGUCGUCUCUGGAGUGUUUGGCCGUGCGCUUUUGAGAAGAUGAGUAAGAAAGAGCUGAGCGAGAGAGAGCGGGAACGGCUGCUCAUCCGCAGGGCCAGUGGAGCCAACGCCUCUCAGCUGGCUCAUAUGGAGAAGAUGCUACAAGAAACCAAAGGCCUGCUGGAGAAGAAGACCGAGACGGAGGCAGAAAGCAAAGCCUGUGGCGACACCAUGGUGUCCGACCUGGAGCAGAAGGUGCAGCGCAGCAGGCGAGAGCGCCGGAGCUCCCUUCACCGCACGCAGCUGCUGGAGAGUCAGAUGAAGACGGUCCGCGGGGAGCUCGUGGGCACGCUCGACCACCUGCAGGAGCUGCGCAACAUUUUACGACGCUCGCAGCAAAACGCGGAACAGCGAGAAGCGGCCAUGCAGAAGCUGGCCGCGGGGCUGAGGUGAGACGCCGCGGUCUUGCGCGUCGACGUUCAUCUGAAGCGCGCGCGGAAUCGUGAACGCGCGACCAAAUGCUGUCGCAGUAUCUGUGUUGAAGCACGCCGCAGUUAUUUGAGAGGCGUGUUUUUUUUUGUUUUUUUUUUGCUCUCCAAACAUAGAAACGGUUAUCUCUUUUUGGUUGAUGUAUCUGGUAGCAUCCUGUUUUUAUUUCCUGUUGUUAGCGUAAUGCAGCCUUAAAACAGUAUUUCCAGUUAGGCAAGUAUGUAGACAUCCAUUGAAUGCUUUGUUAACUUGUGAAAUAAAUUUCGCGCCCUGCCAUAUCUGACACAUUUUAUUGUGCAAAUGUAUGAGUGAUGGCUUCAGGCGUCUGUUUGUUGUUUAUAUGUCUUCACUGGAUUUGUUUUGUAAGACCACGGACUAUAAUAUCUGCGAGGGCCAACAUUUCACGACGAGGAUGCUUUAUUCCCUUGUAUUCGUAGUUUCAGCUGCUUUUGCCGUUUGAUUUAUUAAAAUGUUCAUUCCUGUAAACUUUUGCGUGAUUACGACAUUAGUUUACCACAUUAAUAUUAAUCAGCGUUCACGUAUGAAGAAUGUGUGUGUCUGGGCACUCUGUGAUUUUGUUCAUUAAAAUAUUGACAUGUCCUCCAGGUUGUACUUUAUGAAAAGAAAACAGUAGCAUUAUAUCCAUUUCAGUUGUGGAUUUCCUCCCCAUAUCCUAAAGAUCACUUUUUCAUGUUGCUUUCGGCAGCUUUAGUAUAAGAUUCACUUCUAAAUCUGCUUUUCAGAUCCUCCGCUUUGAUUGAAGUUCUCUCAUACUUUAUGUCUUUCUGCCACCCCUAGAGAGGUAUAACACCACUGAUCUGUCCUCGUCUCACCUCAUGCGGCGUCGUACCUCUAUUAAAUAUGUUUAAAGUCUGCUGUACUUAUGAAGAUGCCAGUCAUCGCUUCAGGCUUCGGUGGCAAUGAUGCAAAGGGUACAGAAGUUGCUUUGGCAUACAUCCACACCACAAGGUGUCAGUAUACAUGAAAAUGCACGGCCAUAUUUCUCAGGGCAACAUAAACAAAAAACGAGUCUGAGCCGUGAUGCCAAGGUUCGAUACGACUUUUAUCAUUUCCUAUGUACACUAAGAAAGAAACGUUUACCGAGC